AUGCCCUCAGCGCACCCAUCAAUCGGCUUCCAGGCCGUGAUCCUAUGCGGUCCCGGCACCUCGCUCUACCCAUUCACAGGCGCCGAGGACCUCCCAAAGGCUCUGCUACCCAUCGCGAACAAGCCCAUGCUGCAUUACCCACUCGAGUGGUGCGAGAAGGCCGGUUUUGAGUCAAUCCUUAUCCUGACGCUGAGCGAGCACCACACCGCAAUCCAGUCCUACAUGCGCUCCCACAGGUUGCAGAAAUCGUCAAUCUACAUCCAAGUCGAGCCGGCCUCGUCCCUCAAUGACAACCUCGGAACAGCGGACGUGCUCCGUAUCGCCUACCGGAAGGGCUGGAUCAAGAGCGACUUUGCCGUGCUGCCGUGCGACCUUGUGACGAACCUUGAUGCCCAGGAGGUCGCCCAGCUAUGGAUGGUUGAGCAGGCGGGUUUUGACGGGGAUAUGGGGCAGCGGUCGCGGCGGAGCCAGAAGGGCGGUGAUGGGGAUGAAGGUCGGCGGGGCGGGCUCGGAGUGUGGUAUGAGACGAGGGGAGAGGGUGCGGUGAAAGGGCAGGAAACAGACUUUUUGGCAGUGGAUGGCGCAGUGAAGGGGGAGGGCACGGCAGGUGGUGUGACGCAGUUGUUGUUUACGCUGCCCGGUGACUCGUUGAGAGGUGGGGGGGAGAAUGCGAGUAUAGAGCUGAGGGGGGGAUUGUUGAGGAAGCAUCCGAAUCUGCAGCUGCUGGCGACGAGGAGGGAUAGUGGAAUCUACUUCUUUCCGUAUUGGGUGCUGAAGUUUAUCGAUAGAAACCCAAAGCUGAACUCUAUCAGGGAGGAUGUGUUGCCGUGGUGGUCAAAGGCGUGUUGGCAGAACCAGAGGCUGGCACGGAAACUCGGGCUGCUAGAGAUCCUGGAGGGGAGUGCAGAAGGUGGCGACGAUGACAGCGAAGAUGGCAGCGGCGAGAGGUACCAAGUGGGUGCUAUGAGCUCCACAAGGAGACGGAGCUUUUCGAACAAGACAAGUGAGGCGGAGCGGGUGUUCGCGUCCAGGGUUCCAACGACCUCGGGGGAGGCGGCUGCGAUUGCGACUGCAAGCUUACAGGGGAAGAAGAACGGGGAUGUCCAGAUCCCGUCGAUUACGGCGUAUCUACCAUCUGCGGCGACGGGCUUCACGAGACGGGUGGAUACAGUGCAUUUGUAUCUUUUCACAUCACUGUAUCUGGCGAAGUCUGACCCCUCUGUUCCUUCCACAAUGAUCAAGAUUGAUCCUUCGUCGUCGAUUGACCCGAAGGCGAAAGUCACGAGCUUCGACUGCCUCGUUGCAGACAAGGUUUCUAUUGGAGAAAGAGCCCUCAUCAAGCGCUCAGUUCUAGGUAGCGGUGUAAGCAUUGGUAAGAACGUGCGGCUGACAGGAUGCGUCCUCAUGGACGGCGCAAGCGUUGGUGAAGGGGCCAAACUAGAGGGAUGCACAAUCGGGCGAAAAGCCAUCGUAGGUGUCAAGGCAAACCUGAAAGACUGCGAGGUAGCAGAGGGAUAUGUCGUCGAGGAGGGUGCGGAAGCUAAGAACGAGCGAUUCGUCGCAUUUACCGGUCUCGACGGAAAUUAUGCAUCAGACGCGUCCGGCCUCGGCUCCGACGGGGACUAUGACGACGAUGAAGAGUCGGAGGAAGGUAACGAUGCGCCAAGGGGAAAAGACGACGAUGAAGAAGAUGAAGAAUCAGAGGAUGAAGAGGAGGAGGAGGAGCCCGAGAAAGAGAAGAAGACACUACCCGCGGAGCCCAAAGCAACACCUACUGCGCCUGCACCGCCUCCCCCCACACCAAUCGCAACUCCAGCACCUGCGAAGGUUGCCGAGGCGAAGGCGGUCGAUAUCGUGGAGGCUGCUGAGAUUGUAAAAGCCACCGAGAGCACCGCUGAUUCAUGA
Molecule: messenger RNA, 1905 nt
Organism: Morchella sextelata
Lineage: Eukaryota; Fungi; Ascomycota; Pezizomycetes; Pezizales; Morchellaceae
Exons: 3
Coding region: 1-1905 (634 amino acids)
Biological process (GO): biosynthetic process; cytoplasmic translational initiation
Cellular component (GO): guanyl-nucleotide exchange factor complex; eukaryotic translation initiation factor 2B complex
Molecular function (GO): guanyl-nucleotide exchange factor activity; translation initiation factor activity
Source: RefSeq, a predicted model, not a curated record